UGUUUGAGAUAAAAUGACAGCAGGACGGAGAAGAAGAACGACGCUGGUCCAAUUUGAAAUUUGUUAAUAUAUUAAUAUACUUAAUAACUUAAUUUUUUGUGCAGUUAUGACACGAAAGGACCUUCGCUGUGUAUGCAGUUAACAAUCUAAGCACUUUUCUCUUUCUACGAAAAUAAACGGAUUUUGUCGAGAUUUAUUUCCUUGGGAUUGUAAUUUUGUUCUCGCGUGCCGUUUGCUGCAUUUAUGUAAAACAAAAUAAUAAAUAUUGCUGCUUCUGGGAACCUGUCAGUAAGGUAAAGGAUACAUCAGCCAAGAUUCUACCCUAUAAAGAAGCCGACAUUAUGAUUAUUGGGAAACACUCGUAACGAUCCUCUGAUGCUGAAGAAGGAGUAACGAGGCUUUUAUAUUUUUACUGUUUUUGUUUACUAAAGACGCAUUUUUAAUCACGGAUAUCCAUUUUUUAAUCAUUCCUUUGUGGUAAUUUUACAAGUAAAGAAAAUUUAAAAUCAACUCUCGUCUAUUUUGGGAAGGUCAAAGACGGGAAAAAAGGAUAACACUCAAAGAUGUCAGGCAGUAUUCCCGCAGACACGAUUAAUUUACGACUAAUUUUGGUGAGUGGAAAAACAAAAGAAUUCUUAUUUUCUCCGAAUGAUUCUGCAGCAGACAUUGCAAAGCAUGUUUAUGACAACUGGCCAAUGGAUUGGGAAGAAGAACAAGUCAGCAGCCCAAAUAUUUUGCGGCUUAUCUAUCAAGGCAGAUUUCUUCAUGGAAAUGUGACAUUAGGAGCAUUAAAACUACCCCUUGGCAAAACUACAGUGAUGCACUUAGUUGCAAGAGAGACAUUGCCAGAGCCAAAUUCACAAGGUCAAAGGAACCGUGAAAAGACCGGGGAAAGUAAUUGCUGUGUGAUUCUGUAAAAGAAAAUCAAGUCACAUCUGUUAAAUGUGACAUUAUCUAGUUUUUGUCUUUCAUGCUGCUGGAAUAAACAUAAACAACUUUGCUUUGAGGACAACAGAAGCAGUCUGCCUGUUUAAAAAAAAAUGAAACCAGAACUGGAUGAUUACACAGUGUCAUACUGCAAAUAUCAUUUUUGUUUCUUACCUGCUUUUUUAAGUCUGUUUACUUCUGCUAAUCUCACAAACUAAUUUGUAUGGAUGUUUGUAACAUUUUGUUUGACUUGUAAUGCAGUAAGAGUUUGCACAUGACAAGAUGGUUUUGCGUAUUACACGAUGGAUUCCUUCUGUAUGCCCCAUUGCUUUAAUAAAUUAGCUAGGAAGGAAUGCAGCUUUCAUCCCUUAAUUUAAAACUUGAAGAACAUUUAAUUGCGAAUGUGAAAUUGUAUUAUUUCCAUUUUUAUGGAGACCUUAAUACAGUAUAUUAGAGGUGGAAGUUAUUAAAAUUGUUAAUUCCAGUUUUCCAAAUGACUCGAUAUAUUUAACCACUAAAUUUAAAAUUUGUAAUGUGCCAGAACACACUUAUUUUGAGUGGUUAAAUCAGUGUAUUGUAUACACUGAAUUAUACAACAAUUCUGUGAUUAUUGCAAUCUUUGCAGUUCCUAGCCUUAAUAAACAUAAAGCAGAUGACAGUAACAGUCUGAAACGCUUUACAUUUUUGGUAAAGUGGUGGCCCAUUUUAUGUUAAGGUUAUCAUUUACAUUUGUCUGCACAUUGUUGGCCAGUGUUGUGUCUAAUCUUUAAUGAUUUCAAGUUAUUUGUUAACAGAGCAUCUAUGUUUGACACCCACAUUUCUCUUUCUUCAUGUAACCUUUUGUUGUUUGCGGCUGGAACUUGAUGGUAAAUUGGAAUACUGUAUCAAUCAUCUUUUAUUUCCUGUUGAUUUUGUCUGAUUUGUUACUUUACAAUGAUAUAGGCUUACAGAAAAGAAAAUUUGCACAGCACUGAAGCAUGAGCUACUUUCAUCUAAACCUGUAAAAAAAAUUAAUAGUUUUUAUAUUUUUUCAGUAGGAAGUGUUCUUCCUAACUGGGGUUACAUAUGUGUAGAAUAUAUUUAAUAUGAAUCUUAUAGUACAUGAAGAUAGAUCUUAUUGAUAUACAUCAGUGUGUAGUAUAGAAUAAUAACCUGUAUAAAUAACUUAUUACUUAUUAGCAGUUGAAGCAGUCACGGGUUGACAAUGUUUAUUAAAUUUAAUACAAGCAACCAUUAACGCUGAAUCAACUUAAAAUUAAUAUAUGUAUUUUUUUUCCCUAUUCCUCAUAAUUUACUGUAAUUUUUUUCUUUGUUUAUCUGUGGUCUUUGCUUUAAUUAAAUGCUUUAUAAUGCAGUAAGUCUUACAGAAUAUUCAUAUUGAUCAGGAAUAAAUUUGUAUAAAGCAAAAGUUUUAAAACUGUAAAUAGCACUAAACAUUUUCUUUCAGCAACCUGUACCAAUAGAUUACUUCUGUAAACUAAAUAAAGAAUAUUGCAGUGCU
Erpetoichthys calabaricus (reedfish) is the source of this 2428-nucleotide messenger RNA. RefSeq names its product ubiquitin-like 3a (gene ubl3a). The record is from RefSeq and is a predicted model, not a curated record. The transcript has 5 exons. Bases 564 to 917 code for a protein of 117 amino acids. Gene Ontology annotation, molecular function: protein binding. NCBI's taxonomy places the organism in Eukaryota, Metazoa, Chordata, Cladistia, Polypteriformes, Polypteridae.